Molecule: messenger RNA, 471 nt
Organism: Rotaria sp. Silwood2
Lineage: Eukaryota; Metazoa; Rotifera; Eurotatoria; Philodinida; Philodinidae
Source: the annotation of a GenBank genome assembly
AUGGAUUCAGAUUCUUCAAUAUUUGAUGACACAAUAUCUGAUAUACAUCUCUUACAAUUAUCACAUUCAAAUAUAUUAAUUUUUAAUUUUUCAUCAUCAUCAUCAUCAAUAACAUUUCAAAAUGAUACAAUAACAGCAUCCUAUGAUUUUUAUCGACAUUUAACUGAAAUAAUUGUCUAUAAAUACAUAUGUUUAACUAUAUUUGUAAUUGGUGUUGUUGGAAAUUUACUUAGUGUAUUAGUAUUUAGUCGAGCAUCAUUACGACAUCGUUCAUGUGCAAUAUAUUUCUUAGCAUUAGCAAUAACUGACAUAGCAUCAUUAUUUGCUUCAUUUAUUGAUACAGUCCUUCCAUCAUAUAAUAAUGUUUCAUUAACAAUUAAAUAUUUAUUUAUAUGUAAAUUAAAUCCAUUAAUGGUUUAUUUUACAACAGAUCUCUCCAAUUUUUUAUUAGCUAUUGCGUCAAUUGAUUGA